This is a messenger RNA of Rhagoletis pomonella (apple maggot), 472 nucleotides long. RefSeq lists its product as uncharacterized. Lineage: Eukaryota; Metazoa; Arthropoda; Insecta; Diptera; Tephritidae. The transcript has a single exon. The annotation marks the transcript as partial. The record is from RefSeq and is a predicted model, not a curated record.
UUCCAACUCCUCAGCAGUCAGCACAAAAAGAAGAAGAUCACUAUUCACGUGCCAAUUCACAAGAAAGUUGAAAAGCACACGCACACCGUGAUCAAGCAUAUACAUCAUCAUCACAAACCGAUUGUCAUCAAGGAAGAGAAAGUCAUACACGAGGAACAUCAUCCGAUCAUACACAAGGAACAUAUCUCUCACGAACAUAAGCAUCAUCACGAGGAGAAGCACGAGCAUGUGCAUCCAAUUAUAGAAGAGGAGGAAGAGCAUAUACACCACCACCAUCAAUAUGAGCACAAAGAGGAGAGCCACGAGAGUUGAAUGUGAAAAAGGGGAAGCGAAGAGCAUCCAGAAGAGCCAUGAAGUGAUGUAGGUUUAAAAUAUUUUAAUUAAUAAAAUUUUAAGGUAUUAAAAACUUUGGCUAACGAUGCACGAAAAAUAUUUUUAGUACAAAAUUGGUUAUAGAUAUAGUUUUAUAAAA